UGAGUGAUGGCUGUGUGUGUGUGCAGUUUGCCUAAAAAAGCACUAAAAAAUCUCCUCAUGGAGACAACCUCUUUGCCCUUUUCUGCAAGACCUCAUUUCUAUAGCUUUCUGGCUCUUGUUCUCUUAUAUGUUGUUUCUUCUCCUUGUUCUGCUAGUCUCUUUUUCAACUUUUAUGGAGCUUCAUGCCCAGCUGCUGAACUUAUUGUUUCAAACAAAGUGAGAUCAGCUUCCUCUUCUGACCCUACUAUACCAGGGAAGCUAGUUCGUUUGGUUUUCCAUGACUGCUUUGUAGAGGGUUGUGAUGCAUCUGUGCUGCUGCAAGGAAAUGGGACGGAGAGAAGCGAUCCAGGGAACAGGUCUCUAGGAGGGUUUCAAGUUAUUGAUUCAGCUAAAAGAAAUCUUGAAAUCUUCUGUCCAGGAACUGUUUCUUGUGCUGAUGUUGUUGCUUUAGCUGCUAGAGAUGCUGUUGCAAUUAGUGGUGGACCUCAGCUUCAGAUUCCAACUGGUAGGAGGGAUGGGAGGGUAUCUGCAGCUGCAAAUGUGAGACCUAAUAUCAUAGACACAACUUUUACAAUGAAUGAGAUGAUUAACAUCUUCACAUCUAAAGGAUUAUCCCUUGAAGACCUUGUUGUGCUAUCAGGAGCUCACACUAUAGGAUCAGCUCAUUGCAGCGCGUUCAGAGAUAGGUUCCAAGAGAACUCCAAGGGGAAGCUGACACUCAUCGACUCAUCUCUCGACAAGAAUUAUGCGAAUGAGCUAACGCAAAGAUGUCCAGUGGAUGCAAGCGAUUCAAUAACAGUUGUUAAUGAUCCUGAAACAUCCUCAUCAUUUGAUAACCAGUACUACAGAAACCUUGUAGCCCACAAAGGCCUUUUCCAAUCAGAUUCUGUUCUUUUAGAUGACAACAGGACAAGGAAUCUAGUAGAAGAUUUAGCAAAUGAUCAAGGAAGGUUUUUUGAGAGUUGGGGCCGGUCAUUUCUUAAGCUAACCAGCAUUGGAGUAAAAACAGGUGAGGAAGGGGAAAUUCGACAAUCUUGUUCAAUGACGAAUGGAUGAAGAAGGAGGAUUUUGCUGGCAAGCUUCAUGCCAGCCCUCUCAUUGUUAUGGUGGAAUCUACAUGUCAAGGAUGGAUCAAAGUACAUAUGCAUAACAUAUUUUAAUUUACUUCUUUUUUUAAAAAAAUAUUUUCAUUCAA
Molecule: messenger RNA, 1195 nt
Organism: Populus nigra (black poplar)
Lineage: Eukaryota; Viridiplantae; Streptophyta; Magnoliopsida; Malpighiales; Salicaceae
Product: peroxidase 18-like
Exons: 4
Coding region: 7-1056 (349 amino acids)
Biological process (GO): hydrogen peroxide catabolic process; response to oxidative stress
Molecular function (GO): heme binding; peroxidase activity
Source: RefSeq, a predicted model, not a curated record